Neomonachus schauinslandi (Hawaiian monk seal) is the source of this 3442-nucleotide messenger RNA. RefSeq names its product epsin 2 (gene EPN2). Bases 328 to 2253 code for a protein of 641 amino acids. NCBI's taxonomy places the organism in Eukaryota, Metazoa, Chordata, Mammalia, Carnivora, Phocidae. Gene Ontology annotation, molecular function: phospholipid binding; clathrin binding. The transcript is spliced from 11 exons. Gene Ontology annotation, cellular component: plasma membrane; clathrin vesicle coat; endosome. The record is from RefSeq and is a predicted model, not a curated record. Gene Ontology annotation, biological process: endocytosis.
UGGUGUGUGGGUGUCAAACGGAGCUAGACGCGGUGGCGGCGGCGGCGGCGGCGGCGGCGGCGGCGGCUGCGGCGGCUCCGCAGGCUCCGGUCGCUCCCGCCUCCCCAGCGGUACCCGCGGCCGCAGCCGCGCACCCGGGCAGGCUCGGAGGAGCGAAGGUCAUGGCUUCUGGCUUCUCGGACCUGAGGCUCCAGCGGAGGCAAUGACCGGCAGGGACCUUGCUCCACGCCAGUUACGGACACUGAAUCUUCGCAGGGCACGAGCUUGCCCAGCACAGGAACGUCUCUCUCUUUGAAGGGCUUUACAGUUGCCACAAAGACCGUGAAGAUGGCGACUUCGUCUAUCAGACGGCAAAUGAAAAACAUUGUGAACAAUUACUCGGAAGCUGAAAUAAAAGUGCGGGAAGCCACCUCCAAUGACCCGUGGGGCCCGUCCAGCUCCCUGAUGACCGAGAUCGCCGACCUGACCUACAACGUGGCGGCCUUCUCGGAGAUCAUGAGCAUGGUGUGGAAACGCCUCAACGACCACGGCAAGAACUGGCGGCACGUGUAUAAGGCGCUCACGCUGCUGGACUACCUUAUCAAGACGGGCUCCGAGCGCGUGGCCCAGCAGUGCCGCGAGAACCUCUUCGCCGUCCAGACGCUGAAGGACUUCCAGUACAUCGAUCGCGAUGGCAAGGACCAGGGCAUCAACGUGCGCGAGAAGUCCAAGCAGCUGGUGGCCCUCCUCAAGGACGAGGAGCGGCUGAAGGCUGAGAGGGCCCAGGCUCUCAAAACCAAAGAGCGCAUGGCCCAGGUCGCCACGGGCAUGGGCAGCAACCAGAUCACCUUCGGCCGCGGCUCCAGCCAGCCCAACCUCUCCACCAGCUACUCGGAGCAGGAGUAUGGCAAGGCCGGGGGGUCGCCGGCUUCCUACCACGGCUCGCCCGAGGCCUCGCUGUGUCCCCAGCACCGCACAGGGGCCCCGCUGGGUCAGAGCGAGGAGCUGCAGCCGCUGAGCCAGCGCCACCCCUUCCUGCCGCACCUGGGGCUGGCCUCCCGCCCAAAUGGCGACUGGUCCCAGCCCUGCCUCACUUGUGACCGCGCAGCCCGAGCUUCCACUUCCCCGAGGGUGUCCUCCGAGCUGGAACAGGCCCGGCCGCAGACGAGCGGAGAGGAAGAGCUGCAGCUUCAGUUGGCACUUGCCAUGAGCCGAGAGGUAGCUGAGCAGGAAGAACGCCUCAGGCGGGGUGACGACCUCAGAUUACAGAUGGCCCUAGAAGAAAGCCGAAGAGACACGGUUAAGGUUCCAAAACAGAAGGAGCAUGGCUCCCACCCACAGCAGACCACUCUGUUGGAUUUAAUGGACGCCCUCCCCAGCUCAGGCCCUGCUGCCCAGAAAGCAGAGCCCUGGGGCCGGUCAGCCUCAGCUAACCAGACAAACCCUUGGGGCGGGCCGGCGGCCGCAGCCAGCACUUCAGACCCCUGGCCACCGUUCGGUGCCAAGCCAGCUGCCUCCGUGGACCCAUGGGGCGUGCCCACUGGCACAAGCACACACUCCGGGCCCAAGGGCUCAGACCCCUGGGUGGCCCCGCAGCAGCCUGCCCCCAGUGCCGGGAAAACAGCGGAUGCUUGGGCCGCAGCCUCAGCCGCCAAGCCCGUCUCGUCCUCUGGGGCCUUUGAUCUCUUCAGUAAUUUGAAUGGUACAAUUAAAGAUGACUUUUCUGAAUUUGACAACCUCCGGACUUCAAAAAAAACAGCUGAGGCCGUGGCCUCGCCACCGUCCCAAAACAACGGAACUACAAGCCCCGACCCCUUUGAGUGCCAGCCCCUGACCGCCGCCUCAAGCAAGCCCAGCAGCGCCCGGAAAACACCCGAGUCCUUCCUGGGCCCCAACGCGGCCCUGGUCAACCUGGACUCGCUGGUGACCAGGCCAGCCCCGCCGGCCCAGUCUCUCAACCCUUUCUUGGCACCAGGUGCAGCCGCCGCCUCGGCCCCUGUCAACCCCUUCCAGGUGAACCAGCCCCAGCCGCUGACGCUGAACCAGCUGCGGGGGAGCCCCGUCCUGGGGACCAGCACGUCCUUUGGGCCUAGCCCAGGUGUGGAGCCCAUGGCUGUGGCCUCCAUGACCUCCACGGCCCCACACCCGGCCCUGGGGGCCAGCGGUUCCUCCCUGACGCCGCUGGGCCCCGCCUCGAUGAACAUGGUGGGCAGCGUGGGCAUCCCCCCCUCGGCAGCUCAGGCGGCCGGCACAACCAACCCUUUCCUUCUCUAGUGCCCGGGCCUGGGACCCACCACAGAGCGAAUGCCCAGAGCCUCUGUGCCUGAGGACGCCGAGCAGGGACUCUCGAUUGUGGACUGGUGUCCAAGAGUGGGGGUGGGGGGUGGGGGGAUGUUAGGGCUUCCCGGUCCCGGCUGCCUGAUAAAAGGGUUGUCUUCCCAGCCCCGACCCUCAGACUCCAGCGGCGGCAGGCCUGCUAGACGUCAGACACAGCACGUGGGUCUCCGCGCCUUCCGAGGCUGCCCGCCCGCCUGUCCCCAGCCCACCGCCUGCUGCCCGCGGGAGGGGCCCGACCCGGCCUGGUGGCCUCCCCGCUUCCUCCCGAGCGCAGAGAUCCUGGUCCUGCAGAUUGGCCAGCUCUCUGGCGCCUGGGAUGAGGCGGGAGUCCUCAGCGUCGCCCUCGCCCUGAGCCUCAGCCUGAGGGCCUCUGGGACGCCGCCUGUCCCCCCCCCCCCCCCGGCCCCCAGCCCUAGCGACACCCCAGGCGGUCCCAGGUGUGGACAGAAUGAAGCACCGACUUCACGAGACGCUGAUCUUUUCGGGGAAGUGGUUGUGCAUAUUUUAUUUUUCUUUGACUCGUGUGUGAGUUCAAAGUAACCACCACCACCGUGGAACAACUCUUGAAUUAAAUCCACUAGAGCAAGCUUUAAACUAAUCUGAGCAUAACCCUGCCACGUGGCUCUAUGCUUAUGUACGUUUGCACAUGAUUUGUUUAGUACAGUUUCAUAUUUGAGUUUGCAGAAUUAUCUAAUAGUCUUUUUUUGGCUAAUAUUUUUAUAACGUGGUUCUUAUUUAACUGUCUAGUUUUGAUAGAAUUUACCAGGUCUGGCUGAAUUAAGAUAUUGGCACGUGUCAUGUGAGUGGUUUAAACCCUCUUAUUUAUGGUUUAACUCUAAGAAAAUUUAAAUAGGAAGAGACAAAAAAAUGCCUUAUAAAAAAGAAAACUAAAGCAAAUUCUUUAUAGGGAAAAAUACGGGAAUUUGAUUACAUAGAAAAGAUGAUGUUUAUUUAAAAAAAAAAAAAACCUACAACAGCAACAACAACAAAAACCCAGCCUCCAGUUGCCUCUUCCUUUCUUUUACUCCCUGUUUUGGUGACUUACCAAACGGAUUGACCUGCAGCCUUUUGGGCUAGAUCCAGAGAGAGGCUAUUUUUCUUACUGCUGCACCAACAGCAAGUUAAA